AUGGACGAGAACAACAGCGAACGGCUCAACCAUCUUGACAGCCAACAUGUCCCCUCGAGUUCGACUCAAGCACCUACUAUCGUUAUAGGCAAUGCUUCCCAAGCAAUGACAUCGACCUUCAACUUGUCCAUGGUCCCAAGCCCUCCGGCAACCCCAGACUCCUCCAGCGAAGCUCGACCGGCAAGCUCGUCUUCUGCCACGGCUCGUCCGACGGCGUCAAGACACGACUCCAGUAGGAGGACUUUGUUGUACCCCGAAGGCGAUUUUCGCAAUAGCUCAACACCAGAACUCCGAGAUCUGAAGACCGACAUGAUGUGCAACUGGCUUCACCAGCAACAAUUGGAGCGGAUGUGGUCCACCAAUGGAAUUGAGGAAGGGGUCAUGCUCAAGAAAGCGAAGAACGACUAUAAGUGUGCCCCUGAAGACCUUCGUUCUCGUCCCGAAGGAGUUUACGAUGCAGUGAGAAGGCUCAAUGUCAAGUGUGCCAUGACAGUAAACACGGGCAUCGUCAAACUGUUCCUCCGAGACCAGACGCUCACCCAUAUGCCGCUCGACUCUGGCCUCCGUUUGCAAAUCCUCCCAAGCAUUUCUCACCUGCCUGACUGCCAGAAACAUCAGUUCGCAGCUUUCAUUCGAACUUAUAAUAUCCUCAUCGUCUGGGAUGACGACCCAAAUCAUAUUCUCAAACGUGUCCAAUCAAUAGAAGAUCAGCUUAUCAACAUGAUCUGGAAGGAGGAAUGCGAAGACGACGAAUCUUCGGCACCACUCCCCAGUGCCAUGCCCAGCACUCUCAAUCUGAACAACACCAACGACGAAGAGACCUCAUCCCAAAACAUCGAGGCUAUAAACGCUUUGCCGCCUCGCCGCGUUGUGCUCGUUCAACCGCUCCUCACCGCAAUCACGAUGAUCUUACUCGUUGCCGCCAUUGGCAGUGGCUGGCGCCAGAUCGCUAUUGAAAUGAAGGUUGACCAUUCCUGGACUCGACUUGCUUUCAUCGCCGUUGUUCCCCUUCAAUGCUGGCUCGCACUAUUCUUCAUGCAGUCCGUUGCAGGCUGCUGUGCUCAAAUCAUCGGUCCCAUAAGCCAAAUGAAUGCAAACACGAAGUUUUACUCGGGAAUGCCUCCACCGCGCCUCCCGACUGACGGAAGCUACACAUUGCCACACGUCACUAUUCAGUGUCCCGUCUACAAGGAAGGUCUUUGGUCCGUGAUCGAUCCGACAAUCAAAUCUAUCAAAGCAGCGAUAUCAACAUACGAGAUGCAGGGUGGCACUGCAAACAUUUUCAUCAACGAUGAUGGCAUGCAGUUGAUUCCCACUGAACAAGCUCAAGAACGACGCGACUUCUACGAUGAACACAACAUUGGGUGGGUGUCGCGACCAAAACACGAACCCAAACCAGCAGAUCCCAGCCAAAGACCAUUCAUUCGAGCCGGCAAAUUCAAAAAAGCAUCCAACAUGAACUACGCCUUGAAUGUCUCGGCUCGGGUCGAAGACAAAUUGUUGACCAUCGUUCGUCCAGAUGAUGGGAGCUGGACUGCAGAGCAAGAACGUGAGGUCUAUAACGAAGCUCUUGCUUCUAUCGUUACCGAAGAUGAAGGCCGCACACAAGCUGCAGGUAACAUUCGCGUGGGGGAUUACAUUCUGCUGAUAGACAGCGACACCCGUGUUCCCCAAGACUGUUUCUUGAGCGCAGUCUCAGAGAUGGAAGUCUCUCCAGAGGUCGCCAUCAUUCAAUUUGCCAGCGGUGUCAUGAACGUCACGGACUCAUGGUUCGAAAAGGGAAUAACGUUCUUUACGAAUCUUGUGUACACAGCCAUCCGCUACGCGGUCUCCAAUGGUGACGUUGCCCCUUUUGUCGGGCAUAACGCCUUCUUGCGCUGGUCGGCGGUGCAGGAUGUCGCCUACGUCUAUGAAGACAUCAACGACGGCAUCGUGAAAGGAAAGUACUGGAGCGAAGCCACCGUUUCUGAAGAUUUUGACAUGGCUCUUCGCCUUCAAACAUCUGGUUACAUUCUCCGCCUUGCAGCGUAUGCUGGCCAGGGCUUCAAAGAAGGCGUCUCCCUGACAGUCUACGACGAACUCGCCCGCUGGGAGAAAUACGCCUAUGGCUGCUCCGAGCUCAUCUUCCACCCAUUUGCCGAAUGGUUCACCAAAGGGCCGUUUACUCCCUUGUUUCGUAAUUUCAUCAGGAGCUCGAUGCCAUUCCACUCCAAGCUGACUAUUAUGGCAUAUAUCGGGACUUAUUACGCCAUUGGGAGUGCGUGGAUCUUGACGCUUCUCAACUACUGCAUUAUCGGAUGGUUCAACGGCCACCUGGACCAUUACUACAUCGACAGCUUCAAGAUCUAUUUUGCCAUUAUCAUCGUCUUCACAGCUCUCGGCAACCUCGCACUAGCGGUGAUGCGCUACAGAGUCGAAGAUCAAACCCUACUGUCCGCGCUGUGGGAGAAUUUCCGCUGGAUCCCCCUCCUGACCAUUUUCCUGGGCGGCAUAUCCCUUCACGUGUCCCAAGCGAUCCUCUCCCACCUCUUCUCUGUCGACAUGUCCUGGGGCGCAACCAGCAAGGAGGCCACCGACACGAGCUUCUUCAAGGAGAUUCCCACGAUCCUCCGGAAGUUUCGGUUCACGUUCAUCUUCUGUGCGGUCAUGAGUCUGGGGAUGAUCGUGGUUGCUGGCAUCGGUCCACUGGGGAAACUGGUGCCCUACGACUGGCAGAUUGGGUGGUUUACUGCUGUUUGGCCUUUGGCCACCGUUGUCGGAUCACAUGCGCUGUUGCCACUUGUAUUGAAUCCGGGAUUGAUGCAGUUCACCUUUUGAGCAACCGAGCUUUGAUUCUUGGGGUCUGACGUGGGGUUUACAUGGUCAGCAGGGCGCAUCCUUCUGGCUUCGGAUCAAAACACCAACUUUUACAAUAGUCUUCAUUUUGAGGUUGAGAAACUAGUGAGGGAAUCGGAUAGACACUAAUUGAAAUUUC
Molecule: messenger RNA, 2974 nt
Organism: Cladophialophora immunda
Lineage: Eukaryota; Fungi; Ascomycota; Eurotiomycetes; Chaetothyriales; Herpotrichiellaceae
Exons: 3
Coding region: 1-2817 (938 amino acids)
Source: RefSeq, a predicted model, not a curated record